Messenger RNA from Glycine soja, 4073 nucleotides. RefSeq names its product MDIS1-interacting receptor like kinase 2-like. NCBI's taxonomy places the organism in Eukaryota, Viridiplantae, Streptophyta, Magnoliopsida, Fabales, Fabaceae. Gene Ontology annotation, biological process: protein phosphorylation. The transcript has 2 exons. Gene Ontology annotation, molecular function: ATP binding; protein kinase activity; protein binding. The record is from RefSeq and is a predicted model, not a curated record. The coding region runs from base 78 to 3785 and encodes 1235 amino acids.
GCUUCAAAAUUCCAAAACCAAAACAGAAAUCGACUGCUAUAUAAGAGAUUAAAACAUUAACAUAGAGACCAGGCCAUAUGCUAGACAAGAAUCACAUGAUGACAAGUUUUCAAAAGGUUCAUGCUCUUCUCUUUCAUAUACUCUUCUUCAUACCUUUGCUUCCAUUGAAAAUCACAUCAUCACAAAGAACAGAAGCAGAAGCCCUUGUCAAAUGGAAAAACAGUCUAUCUCCUCCUCUUCCUCCCUCUCUAAACUCAUCAUGGUCCCUCUCCAACCUUGGAACCCUUUGCAAUUGGGAUGCCAUUGUUUGUGACAACACUAACACAACAGUGUCACAGAUAAACUUGUCUGAUGCCAAUCUCACUGGGACUCUCACUACCUUCGAUUUUGCUUCCCUCCCUAACCUUACUCAACUCAACCUCAAUGGCAACAAUUUUGAGGGGUCAAUACCAUCAGCAAUUGGCAAACUCUCAAAGCUCACUUUAUUGGACUUUGGUACCAACUUAUUUGAAGGAACACUGCCUUAUGAACUAGGCCAGCUAAGGGAGCUUCAAUAUCUUAGUUUUUACAACAACAAUCUCAACGGCACAAUUCCCUAUCAGCUCAUGAAUCUCCCUAAGGUAUGGCACCUGGACCUUGGAUCAAACUACUUUAUAACUCCUCCCGACUGGUCCCAAUAUUCAGGAAUGCCUUCCUUAACUCAUCUUGCUUUAGAUCUCAAUGUCUUCACCGGUGGAUUCCCUAGUUUCAUACUUGAGUGCCAUAACUUGACAUACCUUGACAUCUCUCAGAAUAACUGGAAUGGCAUAAUACCAGAAUCCAUGUAUAGCAAUUUGGCAAAGCUUGAAUAUCUCAACCUCACCAACUCUGGCCUAAAAGGAAAACUGUCUCCAAACUUGUCCAAGCUUUCUAAUCUCAAAGAACUUCGCAUAGGUAAUAACAUGUUUAAUGGUUCUGUUCCCACUGAAAUAGGUUUUGUAUCUGGGCUUCAAAUUCUUGAAUUGAAUAAUAUUUCUGCCCAUGGGAAAAUUCCUUCUUCCUUAGGCCAACUCAGGGAGCUAUGGCGUCUUGAUCUCAGUAUAAAUUUUUUUAACUCUACAAUCCCUUCUGAGCUUGGCCUAUGCACAAAUCUAACCUUCUUGAGUUUAGCAGGGAAUAAUUUGUCUGGUCCUUUGCCUAUGUCAUUAGCUAAUCUGGCUAAAAUAUCAGAAUUGGGAUUAUCAGAUAAUUCCUUUUCUGGUCAAUUUUCUGCUCCACUGAUCACUAAUUGGACCCAAAUAAUCUCCUUACAAUUCCAAAACAAUAAAUUUACAGGAAAUAUUCCUCCGCAGAUUGGCCUGUUGAAAAAAAUUAACUACCUCUAUCUGUACAAUAAUCUGUUCUCUGGUUCCAUUCCUGUAGAGAUUGGAAACCUGAAGGAAAUGAAAGAGUUAGACCUUUCACAAAACGGAUUCUCUGGUCCAAUUCCAUCAACACUUUGGAAUCUGACAAACAUCCAAGUCAUGAAUCUUUUCUUCAAUGAGUUCUCUGGAACCAUUCCCAUGGAUAUUGGAAACUUAACCUCACUGCAAAUCUUUGAUGUCAACACUAAUAACUUGUAUGGGGAGGUUCCAGAAUCCAUUGUUCAACUACCUGCUUUAAGUUAUUUUUCUGUGUUCACCAAUAACUUCUCUGGCAGCAUUCCAGGAGCAUUUGGAAUGAAUAAUCCUUUGACUUAUGUUUACCUUUCAAACAACAGCUUCUCUGGAGAACUGCCUCCUGACUUGUGCAGUGAUGGCAAGCUAGUUAUUUUGGCAGUCAAUAACAACAGCUUUUCAGGGCCAUUGCCAAAGUCCUUGAGAAAUUGUUCAUCACUAACUAGAGUCCGGCUUGAUGAUAAUCAGUUAACUGGAAACAUCACAAACGCAUUCGGAGUACUACCAGAUCUUAAUUUUAUUUCACUUAGUAGAAAUAAGUUGGUUGGUGAGGUCUCCCGGGAGUGGGGUGAAUGUGUGAACUUAACUCGUAUGGAUAUGGAAAACAACAAACUUUCUGGAAAAAUUCCAUCUGAGCUAAGUAAGUUGAAUAAAUUAAGGUAUCUAAGCCUGCACUCAAAUGAAUUCACUGGCAAUAUCCCAUCUGAAAUUGGGAAUUUAGGCCUGCUUUUCAUGUUCAACUUGAGCAGUAACCAUUUAUCCGGAGAAAUCCCCCAGAGUUAUGGCAGAUUAGCUCAGCUAAAUUUUCUUGAUUUAUCAAAUAACAACUUCAGUGGAAGCAUUCCUAGAGAGCUCGGUGAUUGCAAUCGCUUACUGAGUCUGAAUUUAAGCCAUAACAAUCUAUCCGGGGAGAUACCAUUUGAACUUGGCAAUCUGUUCCCACUCCAAAUCAUGUUGGACCUCAGCAGCAACUCUCUUUCUGGAGCUAUUCCCCAAGGCCUUGAAAAGUUAGCAUCGUUGGAGGUUCUCAAUGUCUCACACAACCAUCUUACAGGGACAAUCCCACAAUCACUUUCAGACAUGAUCAGCCUUCAAUCUAUUGAUUUUUCUUACAACAACUUGAGUGGUUCAAUCCCCACAGGUCGUGUUUUCCAGACCGCGACUUCCGAAGCCUAUGUUGGGAACUCAGGUUUGUGUGGUGAGGUAAAAGGAUUAACUUGUUCCAAAGUGUUUUCCCCAGACAAAUCCGGAGGGAUCAACGAAAAGGUUCUUCUUGGUGUUACCAUUCCAGUUUGUGUCUUAUUUAUUGGGAUGAUUGGUGUUGGAAUCCUACUUUGCCGGCGGCCCCCAAAAAAGCAUCUUGAUGAAGAAUCCAAAAGCAUUGAAAAAAGUGAUCAGCCUAUUAGCAUGGUGUGGGGAAAAGAUGGAAAAUUCACAUUUUCUGAUCUUGUUAAGGCCACCGAUGACUUCAAUGACAAGUACUGCACCGGAAAAGGAGGAUUUGGAAGUGUCUAUAGAGCACAAUUACUCACAGGCCAAGUUGUUGCUGUUAAAAGGCUCAAUAUAUCAGACUCUGAUGACAUUCCAGCAGUGAACCGCCAGAGCUUUCAGAAUGAGAUAAAAUUGCUUACAAGAUUGAGGCACCAGAAUAUAAUAAAGCUUUAUGGGUUCUGUUCUAGGAGAGGACAAAUGUUCUUCGUUUAUGAACAUGUAGACAAAGGAGGUUUGGGGGAAGUAUUGUAUGGAGAGGAAGGAAAAUUGGAACUAAGUUGGACUGCAAGGCUUAAAAUUGUGCAGGGAAUAGCACAUGCAAUUUCAUACCUGCACACUGACUGCUCCCCACCAAUUGUUCACAGGGAUAUAACAUUGAAUAACAUACUACUAGACUCCGACUUUGAACCUCGUCUUGCAGAUUUCGGCACGGCAAAGCUGCUAAGCUCCAACACUUCAACAUGGACCUCGGUAGCUGGAUCCUAUGGCUAUGUGGCUCCAGAACUAGCACAAACAAUGAGGGUGACUGACAAGUGUGACGUGUAUAGUUUUGGAGUGGUGGUAUUAGAGAUAUUCAUGGGAAAGCAUCCCGGAGAACUCUUGACUACAAUGUCUUCAAACAAGUAUUUGACAUCAAUGGAGGAACCUCAGAUGCUACUGAAGGAUGUGCUUGACCAACGGCUUCCACCUCCGACUGGCCAAUUAGCAGAAGCAGUAGUGUUGACAGUGACCAUAGCUUUGGCAUGCACGCGUGCGGCUCCAGAGUCCAGACCCAUGAUGCGUGCUGUGGCACAAGAACUUUCGGCUACUACGCAGGCUUCUCUUGCAGAGCCAUUUGGCACGAUUACCAUAAGCAAGCUUACUGGGUUUCAGAAAUAGCAUAUAGUGUAGUACUGUGAUUUCUGUGCUGAAUGUCGUCGUGUAAUCCAUGUUGCUGAACUUACCUAGUGGGAUAAAACUUUGUUGUAGUACACAAAUAUGUUAAUCUGUAGUACAAUUAUAUUUGAAGUUGACAUUUAAAAUUACAAUAAAGGAAAGGUUUGGUGAUUGGAGCAUCUGUAUCUAUGUUUGAAUUAGUCAUGCUCUGUUACACUACCUGAAGCAAACUUGCCUAUGUGUGUUCCUAUAUAUUUUAGCUACAUAUAUGCAAAAGCAUUUUACACAGAA